UUGCUAACGCGCUGCACUCUGUUCCUCUCCCCAGGCUGGUUGCUGGCGGUGACGCCGGGUCCCUGCAGCCGGCUCUGCCCGCGGACGGGCCAUGGCUCCCUAGUGCUCCCCGGCCGGGCGGCGAUGGCGGCGCAGCGCAUCCGAGCGGCCAACGCGGGCGCGCUGCCGCGGUGCAAGUCGGAGGGGACGCUCAUCGACCUCGGCGAGGGCCUGGCCGAAACCAGCCUCUGCGAUGUCAAAGUGCCUUCUCCAAGUGCCUUGCUGAUCGACAAUCCCACAUGCUUUGGAAACGCAAAGGAAGUGAUAGCAAUCAAAGAUUACUGCCCAACUAAUUUCACCACUUUGAAGUUCUCCAAGGGGGACCACCUUUAUGUCUUAGACACAUCAGGAGGGGAGUGGUGGUAUGCUCACAACACCACCGAAAUGGGUUACAUCCCUUCCUCCUACGUCCAGCCUGUAAACUACCGCAACUCUUCCUUAACGGAUAGUGGGAUGAUAGACAAUCUACUGGAGAGCCCUGACGAGGGGGUCAAGGAGUUAGACCUGCUUGGAGAGUGGACUGACGUGAAAAGGAACUCUGGAAAACCCUACAGUAACAACCCAUUCUUGAAUGGUGUCCAGACAAACCCGUUUCUGAAUGGGAAUCUGCAGACAGUGCCCAGCUCGGACAGAGAAUCCAACUCCAACGUCACUGUUGACUUGCUGCUCUUUGACACGGGGACCCCUGCUUCAGCUGCUUCCAGUUUGGCUGCUAAUAGCAGCCUGGGUAACGUCUUUGAUGAGUUUCCCUCUACAACCAGACUGGAUCUGGAGCAGCCAGUGAGAAGGGAUAAUCCCUUCUUCAGGAGUAAGCGCUCCUACAGCUUGUCCGAACUGUCCGUUCUUCAGGCCAAGUCGGAUGCUCCAGCAUCAUCAGGGUUCUUCAGCGGUCUGAAGUCUCCCACCCCUGAGCAGUUCCAGAGCCGGGAGGACUUUAGGACAGCGUGGUUGAACCACAGGAAGCUGGCUCGGUCUUGCCAUGACUUGGAUUUGCUUGGUCAAAAUCCUGGCUGGGGUCAGACGCAACCGGUGGAGACCAACAUUGUCUGCAAGCUGGAUAGCUCUGGUGGGGCCGUUCAGCUUCCAGACACCAACAUCAGCAUCCGUGUGCCUGAAGGCCACGUGUGCCCUGGGGAAACGCAGCAGAUCUCCAUGAAGGCAAUGCUGGAUCCACCGCUGGAGCUGAACAGUGACAAGUGCAGCACCAUCAGCCCGGUCCUGCAGAUCAAACUGAGCAACAUGGAGGUGAAAACCUUCAUCAUCCUGGAGAUGAAAGUGUCAGCAGAGGUCAAGAACGACAUCAUGAGCAAGAGCUUGGUAGGUCUGCAGUGCCUGCGGAGUGACAUGAAAGAGGGGCCAUACACACCAAUGCAGCUGAGCUACUCCUAUGGGGACACAAUCCAGGUGCAGCUGGAGAACCUGGAGCCUUGCAUGUACAUCGCAGCUGUAGCCCAGGGGCAGAACAUCCUUUACCCUUACACAGUUUGGGAUUACAUCAGCAAGAAGAUCACGGUUGGUGUCUACGGCCCAAAACACAUUCACCCCUCCUUUAAAACUGUCGUGGCCAUGUUCGGGCACGAGUGUGCACCUAAGACUCUCCUGGUGAAUGAGGUCACAAGACAGUCCCACAGUCCAGCUCCUGUUGCCCUCCAGCUCUGGGGGAAGCAUCAGUUUGCUCUGUCCCGGCCUCAGGACCUCAAGCUCUGCAUGUUUUCCAACAUGACCAACUACGAGGUGAAAGCUAGCGAGCAAGCCAAGAUUGUGCGGGGCUUCCAGAUGAAGCUGGGCAAGGUCAGCCGCCUCAUCUUCCCCAUUGCAUCCCUUGAUCCCAAUGAGCUCUCGGACUUCACGCUAAGGAUACAGGUCAAGGAUGACAAGGAUGCCAUUUUGACCCAGUUCUGCGUCCAGACCCCACAGCCACCUCCAAAAAGUGCCAUCAAACCAACGGGGCAGAGGCGGUUCCUCAAAAAGAAUGAGGUUGGGAAGAUCAUCCUUUCACCUUUGGCUGCCACCACCAAGUAUCCAGUUUUUCAGGACCGGCCAGUGUUGAGCCUGAAGUAUGGCAAGCUGCUGAAGACAGUGGUAAGGCAAAGCAAGAACCACUAUUUGCUGGAGUACAAGAAAGGAGAUGUCAUAGCCCUCCUCAGUGAGGAGAAGAUGAGGUUGAAAGGGCAGCUGUGGACCAAGGAGUGGUACAUUGGCUACUACCAGGGGAAAAUAGGUCUUGUACACACCAAAAACGUGCUCGUGGUUGGGAAGGUCAAGCCCAGCUACUUCUCUGGGCCGGAUCUGACCACUAGCCUAUUGCUUGAGCAGAUCCUGAGGCCAUGCAAGUUCCUGACCUACAUCUACGCCUCUGUGAGGACUCUGCUCAUGGAGAACCUCAGUAGCUGGAGGUCUUUUGCCGAUGCUCUGGGGUACUUGAACUUGCCACUCACCUUCUUCUGCCGAGCGGAGCUGGACAGUGAGCCGGAGCGAGUGGCCUCUGUGUUGGAGAAGCUGAAGGAAGACUGCAACAACAGCGAGAACAAGGAGAGGAAGUCUUUCCAGAAGGAGCUGAUGACGGCCCUGCUGAAGAUGGACUGCCAGGGGCUGGUGGUGCGGCUCAUCCAGGACUUCGUGCUGCUCACCACAGCCGUGGAGGUGGCCCAGCGCUGGAGGGAGCUGGCUGAGAAGCUCACCAAGGUCUCCAAGCAGCAGAUGGAUGCGUACGAGGCCCCGCACCGGGACAAGACAGGGACAGUGGACAGCGAGGCCAUGUGGAAGCCAGCGUACGACUUCCUUCUCACCUGGAGCAGCCAGAUGGGCGACAGCUAUCGCGACGUGAUCCAGGAGCUGCACACUGGGCUAGACAAGAUGAAGAACCCCAUCACUAAGCGCUGGAAGCACCUCACUGGCACCCUGAUCCUCGUCAACUCUUUGGACAUGCUGCGAGCAGCUGCCUUCAGCCCACAGGACCAUGAGGACUUUGCCAUCUAGGUCCUGCAGCGCUGGUUUUGUCCGUAUCUCCUUUGCUGGGGUGUUUAUCCUGUGCUUUCCCCACCUUCUUUUUUAAGCAGUUGACUAAAAAGAGAUGGAGGUUGUUGC
Neopsephotus bourkii (Bourke's parrot) is the source of this 3126-nucleotide messenger RNA. It is a transcript of the gene SH3BP4, whose product is annotated as SH3 domain binding protein 4. NCBI's taxonomy places the organism in Eukaryota, Metazoa, Chordata, Aves, Psittaciformes, Psittacidae. The coding region runs from base 124 to 3018 and encodes 964 amino acids. Gene Ontology annotation, cellular component: cytoplasm. Gene Ontology annotation, molecular function: protein binding. The transcript is spliced from 4 exons. The record is from RefSeq and is a predicted model, not a curated record.